This is a messenger RNA of Toxorhynchites rutilus septentrionalis, 4085 nucleotides long. RefSeq names its product FACT complex subunit spt16 (gene dre4). Bases 278 to 3616 code for a protein of 1112 amino acids. Lineage: Eukaryota; Metazoa; Arthropoda; Insecta; Diptera; Culicidae. The record is from RefSeq and is a predicted model, not a curated record. Gene Ontology annotation, cellular component: FACT complex. Gene Ontology annotation, biological process: transcription elongation by RNA polymerase II; positive regulation of transcription elongation by RNA polymerase II. Gene Ontology annotation, molecular function: nucleosome binding. The transcript is spliced from 10 exons.
CACACACCUUGAGGAAUACUCAUCACAUUUGUGUACUUUUUCUUUCACGCAAAUUUGAAGCGUUGUUCGUCUGUAGGCCAAUUCAUUCAGUCGGUUCGCGUUGCUCGUCGCCGCCAUAUUGUUAUUUGUUUGGCAAAAGCCGCCGCUAUAGCGCAGUUUGCUGGCGAAUUUUCAUUGUCCCCGCUGGUGAGUGUUGGAAUUUGAAACCGGAAGCAGCAUCCGUAGAAGGUUGGCUGGAAUCGGACUCCGCUGGAUGCGCCGUUAAACUGUUGCCAAUAUGUCGAAUAUCGUGCUUGAUAAGGAUUGCUUCUAUCGUCGGAUAAAACGCUUGUAUGUAAACUGGAAGGAACCGGAUUUCUCGCAUGAUGAUUCGUUAUCGAAGGUGGAUUGUAUCCUGACGGCGGUCGGGGUAGACGAGGAAACGAUAUACAGCAAAUCAACCUCGUUGCAAACCUGGAUGUUGGGUUACGAGUUGACCGACACGAUCACUCUACUGUGCGAGAAGGCGAUAUAUUUUCUUACCAGCAAGAAGAAGAUCGAUUUCCUCAAACAGAUUGAGAAAGAACCGGAGGAGGGUAUGCCCAGCGUGAAGCUGCUGGUUCGCGAUAAGAGUGACAAAGAUAAGGCGAACUUUGAAAAACUGUUGGAGGCAAUCAAAGCGUCUAAAAAUGGCAAAACACUCGGAGUGUUCACCAAAGAUAACUUUCCGGGCGAGUUCUGUGAAUCGUGGCGGGCCUUUCUUAAGGAUAAAUCAUUCGAAAGUCUAGACAUCAGCGUUCCAAUCGGUUACAUCAUGUGCACCAAGGAAGAUUCCGAAAUUAUAACCAUUAAGAAGGCUUGCCUAGUAACGGUGGAUGUAUUCAGCAAGUACCUUAAGGAUCACAUCAUGGAAAUAAUCGACGCAGAUAAGAAAGUGAAACACUCCAAGCUGUCGGAAGGGGUCGAGCAGGCAUUGACGGAUAAAAAGUACGUAACUGGAGUGGAUGUCAACCAGUUGGACAUGUGCUACCCAGCAAUCAUACAGUCGGGUGGAAACUACAGUUUGAAGUUCAGCGCAUUCAGCGAUAAAAAUUAUCUUCACUUUGGGUCAAUUAUUUGCGCACUGGGAGCACGCUAUAAGUCCUACUGCUCGAACGUUGUUCGUACGUUGCUGGUCAACCCAACGGAUACCAUUCAGAAGCACUACAACUUUCUACUUAAUUUGGAAGAAGAGCUACUAAAAGUGAUGAUUCCGGGAAAGAAGCUCUCCGAGGUGUACGAUACUGGCUUGGCGUACGCCAAGAAAGAGGAGCCCAAAUUGGUGGAUAAAAUAACCAAAACAUUUGGGUUCGCUGUGGGGUUGGAGUUCCGAGAGAACUCGAUGAUUAUAGGACCGAAGGGUGCCGCUGUAUUAAAGAAGGGAAUGGUUUUCAGCGUUAACGUUGGUUUGUCUGGAUUGGAGAACAAGGAAGCUUCUGAUAAGGAAUCGAAAGUUUACGCGCUCUUCGUCGGAGAUACGGUACUGGUUAACGAUGAACCUCCGGCGAGUGUUUUGACGCAGUCGAAGAAGAAGAUUAAAAAUAUUGGUAUUUUCCUGAAAGACGACGAAGAAGAUGACGAAGAGGAAGAGGAAAAGACAAAAAAGGGUCCAGAGAUAUUGGGUCGCAGCGGCAAACGGUCGACCGUUUUGGAGAGCAAGUUACGUAAUGAACAAAAUUCCGAGGAGAAGAGAAAGCAGCAUCAGAAGGAACUAGCGAUUGCCCUCAACGAAAAGGCAAAAGAACGAUUAGCGAAACAAGGGGGUGGCAAGGAAUCCGAGAAGGUGCGGAAGUCCACUGUAUCCUAUAAGAGUGUUAAUCAAAUGCCGAGAGAGCCAGAAAUAAAGGAGUUAAAACUGUUCGUCGAUCGUAAAUAUGAAACCGUGAUAAUGCCCAUUUUCGGAGUAACGGUUCCGUUCCACAUCUCCACCAUCAAGAACAUAUCCCAAUCGGUGGAGGGCGACUACACCUACCUUCGUAUUAACUUCUUCCAUCCGGGUGCAACAAUGGGUCGCAAUGAGGGAGGAAUGUAUCCGAACCCUGAUGCAACUUUCGUUAAAGAAGUAACCUAUCGUUCGACGAAUACCAAAGAGCCGGGCGAGUUAGCCGCUCCAUCAUCGAAUUUGAACACCGCAUUCCGGUUGAUCAAGGAAGUGCAGAAACGCUUCAAGACUCGCGAAGCGGAGGAACGCGAAAAGGAGGAUCUGGUUAAGCAAGACACCCUUCUGCUGUCACAAAACAAAGGUAAUCCCAAACUGAAGGAUUUGUAUAUUCGACCGAACAUCGUUAGUAAACGUAUGACUGGAUCGCUGGAAGCCCAUGUCAACGGAUAUCGUUACACCUCAGUUCGAGGCGACAAGGUUGACAUUCUGUACAACAACAUCAAGAGCUCGUUCUUUCAACCGUGCGAUGGUGAGAUGAUUAUUCUGCUGCACUUCCAUCUGAGGCAUGCGAUAUUGUUCGGCAAGAAAAAGCACGUCGAUGUACAGUUCUACACCGAAGUCGGUGAGAUCACGACCGAUUUGGGUAAACACCAGCACAUGCACGAUCGUGAUGAUCUGGCCGCGGAACAAGCCGAACGGGAACUGCGGCACAAGCUGAAGACGGCCUUCAAGAGCUUCUGCGAGAAGGUGGAAGCGAUGACCAAGCAGCAGAUCGAGUUCGACACGCCUUUCCGAGAUCUGGGCUUCCCGGGGGCACCCUUCCGUAGUACAGUAUUACUGCAGCCAACGUCCGGCUCGCUGGUCAAUCUUACCGAAUGGCCACCGUUCGUGAUCACGCUGGAGGACGUCGAGUUGGUGCACUUCGAGCGUGUCCAGUUUCAUCUGCGGAAUUUCGAUAUGGUGUUUGUGUUCAAGAACUACGCCCAGAAGAUCGCGAUGGUGAAUGCGAUUCCGAUGAACAUGUUGGACCACGUGAAGGAAUGGUUGAACUCUUGUGACAUCCGCUAUUCGGAGGGUAUUCAAUCGUUGAACUGGGCAAAGAUCAUGAAAACCAUCACGGACGAUCCGGAGGGCUUCUUCGAUAACGGAGGCUGGACGUUCCUCGAUCCGGAAUCGGACGGUGAAGGCGAAGCGAACAGUGAAACGGAGGACGAGGAGGACGAUGCCUAUGAGCCAACCGACGAUGACGACGAGGAAGAGUCCGAUUCGGAGGACUACUCAGAAGCGUCCGAAGAUGACAGUGCAAGUGAAGAAGAUCUUGGCUCGGACGAAGAAUCUGGCAAGGAUUGGUCCGAUCUGGAACGCGAAGCAGCCGAAGAGGACCGCAACCGGGACAAGGAUGAUUUCGUCGAUGAUCGCCAAGCGCCCUCCAAAAAGCGUUCGCAUCAUAGACGAGAUCGAGGAACGACAUCAUCCUCUAUCAAAAAGAAGCGGCCAGAUGUGCACAGCUCAUCGAAAAGCAGCAGUCGCGACAAACACCAUAAGGACAAACACAGUGACAAGCACAAGGAUAAGCACCGGAGCAGCAGCGGCAGCAGUAAGCACCACAAUAACAGCAGCGACAAACAUAAGAGCAGUAGCAGCAGCAGUCACAAACGCUCUCGAGAUGAUAGCAGAGAAAGCUCUCAUCACAGCAGCAAAAAAUCCAGGAAGUAGAGAAGGCAUCCUGCUUGUCGUGUCUUCGCGCAGAGCAUCAUCGUAUUCUCGUUGUGGAUAGUUUGGGAGCCCGUUUCGAAGAGAUUCCUGCAGGUGCUUUAACACAAAAUCUAUUUCUGUAAGAACUGUUAUUUUACGCUUUUGUUUCCAUUGGAGGGCUUUUGAACACAUUAUUACAUCCUAGAUUAUUUUUUAACACUGUAGGAUUACUUAAAAUAUUACUCACUAGAAGCGAUAAAAUCGGACACAACUGCUGGUACAAUCGCUAAUAUCUUUGGAAUACUUGUCGAACCAUUUAUAUCGGCUUGUUAUCAUUAAUGGAGUUCAAUUUUGCCAUUAAACAUAUUCAAUGAAAUUGUCCAAAAGAUCCGAUACGUGUAUGCUUGAACCGGAAAGAUCGGCACAAGAAGAGAGAAUGAGAAUCGAAAUGACCAUGGAAAUAAAUGUCGGUAGUAUUACGCAGAAAUUA